This is a messenger RNA of Phymastichus coffea, 1521 nucleotides long. RefSeq names its product 18S rRNA aminocarboxypropyltransferase. Bases 400 to 1233 code for a protein of 277 amino acids. Gene Ontology annotation, molecular function: rRNA small subunit aminocarboxypropyltransferase activity. NCBI's taxonomy places the organism in Eukaryota, Metazoa, Arthropoda, Insecta, Hymenoptera, Eulophidae. Gene Ontology annotation, biological process: maturation of SSU-rRNA. The transcript has 5 exons. The record is from RefSeq and is a predicted model, not a curated record.
AUCUAUUUGAAUACGCUGAGCUCCACGAGAAAAGAAACAGUUUUCCAUUCUAUUUAUUGUGUCGAUCGUUGUGGUGUCACCUACGAAAAAUCAAAUUUCUCGCGAUUGUUAUGUGCUUUGAAUCACGUAACAUGUAAAACUAUAAGCACAACACUUAGGAAACAAUAAUGAGGUAAAAGUCUUAUCGACAGCAUGUUUACGAAAGGAAAUCAACAAGACGAAUUAGGCAGAAGAACAGUGUGUGACACCAAAUAAACUUUUGGAGCAUUCAGCAAGGGUAACCUUCAAAUUAGAAAGGCAGUUAGCCUUAGAGUGUACAGCAAUUGAGAAGGAUUGUAUCUAGGAGUAGCAUAAUUUGGUGCAAUACAAUUUUAGAACUCAACUACAUAUAUACACACAAUGUCAUCAAAAGGCAAGAAUAAAAAUAGAUUGUCCAAUUGGCGUAAGAGACGUGUUGUUGGGAAGGAAGAGAAGUAUCGACAAGAGAGAGACAAAUCUGACAAAUCAGAAUCUGAACAGGAAGAAGAAUGGCCAUUGACUUUCCCAGUGGCAAUGUGGGAUUUGAAGCAAUGUGAUCCUAAGAAAUGCUCUGGUAGAAAACUCGCAAGGCAUAAUUUAAUAAAAACCCUGAGACUUGGUGCACGGUUUCCUGGCCUAGUCUUAACUCCUGUGGGUACAAAGUGUGUGAGUCCUCAAGACAAAGAAAUAAUUCUAGAAAAUGGCUGUGCAGUAGUGGAUUGUAGUUGGGCGCGACUGGACAACACUCCAUUCAAUCGAAUGAAAACUCCACAUCCACGACUAUUACCGUUCCUUGUUGCUGCAAAUCCCAUUAACUAUGGGAAACCUUGCCAACUUAGCUGCGUAGAAGCCAUUGCCGCGACUCUAAUAAUCACCGGUUUUCCAGAGGAGGCCGACUUGUAUCUAGGAAAGUUUUCUUGGGGACAUUCGUUUCUUGAACUCAACGCGGAUUUAUUAGCAAAUUACGCAGCUUGUACAAACAGCGAGGAGAUCAUCGCCGCACAAGACAAGUUCCUGGUAAAGACAAGACAGGAAAGAGAAGACCGAUUAGCAAUGCCAGAUUUCCCGCCGUCCGAAAGUGAGUCAGAGGAAGAGGAAGAGGAGGAAGUAGAGAAGAAGGAGACAAAAGAAGAACAGGAAAACGUCGAAAAUAAAGAAGAUAGUCAAGCUGACGAAGCUCAUGGGUCAACGAACCAGGAGAAUAUAAUUUCAUGAUAAUUUUUGCGAAAUUUAUUUUUGACGUUGUAAAUAUUUUACGAGAUAACGAUUACGUUAGGGUGUAUUUAAGUUUUUGAACAUUAAUUUGUAAUGUAUAAAAUAGACAUAAUAAUGUGAGAUAAAUGUUGGUAAUCUAUUGUUUGAUUAGUCUCAUCAAUUAUAAUCUUUUAUUAUUUUUCUAAAUUUCUCAGACAACCAUUAUAGAUUUUAUCUGAUUGUUUAAAAUUAACCGAAUAUGGACUCUAUAUAAGAUGAUUAAUUUCAUUAAAUAAUGAAAAAGAAAUU